AUGUCGCGCGUGCGGACGCUAGCAGACCUGCGUCGCGAAGACGAGGCGGACGAGAAUACGCCUCUCUUCAACGCGGAGGCAGGAAGUCGCGGCUCGGACUCGACGAGCAGCGGGGGUUCGGAGCCCCGCUCCAUGCCCAUCCGAUUCCUCGAGCUCCUUUUUCCUCACUUCCACCUCAAGAGCGCCGUCCUGCUCAUCAGCAUCCUGGACUGGGUCCUCUACAUCGUCACCGUCUGCCUCGAUACCGAGUUGCCACUCAUUCCCGCGCCCAAGGUGCUGGUGGAUUUCGGGGCAAAUUACCCGCCUAUGAUCAAGCAGGGGCAGGUGUGGCGUCUCCUGCUUCCGGUGUUUCUCCACGCGAACUUCUUCCAUGUGUUCUUCAACGUCUUCUUUCAAUUGCGUAUGGGCUUCACCAUCGAGCGACGCUACGGCUUGCUCAAGUUCCUGGUGCUCUACUUCGUCGCGGCGAUCUACGGAAAUCUCCUCUCAGCCACUGCUUUCUUUUGCAACUCGCUCAAAGUCGGCGCGAGCACGGCAGGCUUCGGUUUGAUUGGAGUGCAGAUUUGCGAGAUGGCGUUGACGUGGCACCGCAUGCGUCAUCGCGACCGCAUGUUGAUGAACAUGGCGUCUUUCGUUCUUCUCAUGUUGCUCCUCAUGUUCACGCUCAACGGAGGCAGCAUCGACCAGAUGGGUCAUCUCGGCGGUUUGCUGUGCGGUUUCUCUAUCGGCGUCCUGUAUAACAGGGACCUGAACGACAAGCCGCACUGGUACCCCUGGGCAACCGGAGCAGCGAUUGCGACUUUGAUUGCUUUGCCAGCCACGUGCUUCCCGGUUCUGUACGCUGUAAACCGGCACUGCCACAUCUGA
This is a messenger RNA of Besnoitia besnoiti, 867 nucleotides long. RefSeq names its product rhomboid protease ROM1. The record is from RefSeq and is a predicted model, not a curated record. Bases 1 to 867 code for a protein of 288 amino acids. Gene Ontology annotation, biological process: proteolysis. NCBI's taxonomy places the organism in Eukaryota, Apicomplexa, Conoidasida, Eucoccidiorida, Sarcocystidae. Gene Ontology annotation, molecular function: serine-type endopeptidase activity. Gene Ontology annotation, cellular component: membrane. The transcript has 5 exons.